AUGGCAACUCUUGAGGAAAGCUCUGAUGUGGAGGUUCUACAGAAACAUCUGUUUGAAGACUUGAUAAUCCCUGAUGGUUUCAUGCAAGAUUUUGAAUUCGAUGAUGCUGCUUUUGUCGCAGGACUCUGGUCUCUAGAAUCUUUUAACCCAGUUCCUAAACUGGAACCAGAUUCACCUGUUCUUGAUCCAGAUUCCUAUGUCCAAGAGUUGCUGCAAACGGAAGCAGAAUCGUCAACAUCAUCAUCAACAACAACAACAACAACAACAUCACCUGAGGUUGAGACUGUCUCAAACCGGAAAAGACCACAGAUGUUCGAAGAAACAAGACACUACAGAGGCGUGAGAAGGAGGCCAUGGGGGAAAUUUGCAGCAGAGAUUCGAGAUCCAGCGAAGAAAGGAUCUAGGAUUUGGUUAGGCACUUUCGAGAGUGAUCUUGAUGCUGCAAGAGCUUAUGACUAUGCAGCUUUUAAGCUCAGGGGAAGAAAAGCUGUGCUCAACUUUCCUUUGGAUGCCGGAAAGUAUGAUGCUCCGGUCAAUUCAUGCCGGAAGAGGAGAAGAAGCGAUGUACUGGAGCCUCAAGGAACAACUACGAGUAAUUCAUCGUCAUCAUCAGACUAA
This is a messenger RNA of Microthlaspi erraticum, 618 nucleotides long. The record is from the annotation of a GenBank genome assembly. NCBI's taxonomy places the organism in Eukaryota, Viridiplantae, Streptophyta, Magnoliopsida, Brassicales, Brassicaceae.